This is a messenger RNA of Dibothriocephalus latus, 477 nucleotides long. The record is from the annotation of a GenBank genome assembly. NCBI's taxonomy places the organism in Eukaryota, Metazoa, Platyhelminthes, Cestoda, Diphyllobothriidea, Diphyllobothriidae.
GAACCACCGCCGCCGACAGCAGGCGCAGGUGACGACGAGUCGGAUGCUACGGCCACCGGCGCUGUGGUUUAUGUGGACCUCGAAAGCAUCCUUCGCAACAGUUCCGAGGUCACGGACCCCCUGGUGGUAAUUGUCCAGUCUAUUGAGUCUCGUCUUCAUCCUCUGGUCGACUGGGCUCAGCGCAUUCCAGCCUUCGCGGACUGCCUCAGCGCGGAAGAUCAGCUCUGUCUCCUCAAGUCGGCAUGGACAGAACUUCUUCUGACGAGUCUGGCCUUCCGAUCCACGGCUGCCAGCGCGCCUACUGGCUUCCUGCUUGCCAACGGCUACUAUCUAAGCAACAGCACAGCAGCGGCUCAUGGUCUGGGGCCGCUCGCCUCUAGGAUUCAAAAUGAAAUUAUCAGCAAGUUUCGCGAAAUGCGACUGGAUCGCACGGAAUUGGCUCUGCUCAAGGCCAUCAUACUUUUCAAUCCAGGUUAG